Molecule: messenger RNA, 7139 nt
Organism: Haliotis rufescens (red abalone)
Lineage: Eukaryota; Metazoa; Mollusca; Gastropoda; Lepetellida; Haliotidae
Product: histone acetyltransferase KAT6B-like
Exons: 19
Coding region: 485-6595 (2036 amino acids)
Biological process (GO): nucleosome assembly; regulation of DNA-templated transcription
Cellular component (GO): nucleosome; MOZ/MORF histone acetyltransferase complex
Molecular function (GO): DNA binding; histone acetyltransferase activity
Source: RefSeq, a predicted model, not a curated record
GUUAUGAGACGGCGGCCAUAUUUGCUUGUACGGCUUUCAAGUGUAAUGGUGGAUUUGAAAGCUUGCGACUUUUAACAAUUUUCCUGGUGGCGUACAGACAAUACAUAACCCCAAUUGUAUUGAUUUUGAAGGACAAGAUGCCAUAGUUGCCAAAUAUAAUAUUAAUGGCACUGGAAAAUGAUGCCAUAGACGUUUAGAAACAGACGUUACCGCUGUCAUCUCGUCCAAAAUGAACACCUUUGGUUGACGGAAUUUUCAAGAAUUGUGGAUUUAUCAAGUUAUUUCUCGAAAUAAUAAUUUAUUUUAAUUUUUCUAACAAUUACCUAAUAUAUCCAAUAUAUUGGAGUGAUUGUCACAUCCGAUGUGGCAAGUUAAGCCAAUCAACUUUGUGAACACCGGAGAGUUGCCGACUCGGGUGGACAUGAUGGACUGUUGUGACAAAGCAAAUCGAAUCAACAAAGUGUAACACUGUGUUACCCCCAACAUGGUUAGGGAGGGGGACACGGGUUUGACCAAUCCGACCUAUGCAAAAUGGUUGAUUGAAGCUAUUAAGAAAGUUAAACAACAGAAGCAGCGGCCGAGUCUAGAGCGAAUAAGCAAUGCAGUCCGUCAAAACCACAAGGUCAGUAAAGAAUCUAUCGAGGAACAACUUGAGUUGGCUGUUACUGAUGGAAUUGUACUGAAAACUUACAACAAGGGAUUGAUCUCUUACAAGGACCCAUCUCGUAUUGUUCAGCUACAGUCACGAAAUCUGAAGAUCGGAAAGAAAGAUGACCUAACUAAAGUCAUCGUGAGAACUGUGAGAGAGUUGGGUGAAGUUGGAGGUUCUAGCCUGAAAAGCAUUGAGAAGUUUAUCAGGAGAAGCUAUAACAUUGAACUGUGUGAUGGAGUUGAUUUGGCACAGCAAAUAAAAUUGUCCAUAAAAUCUGGCAUUCAAAAAGGACUACUUUUGCAGGAUGGAAGAUUCAUUAAACUUGGGACUGCACCGGUCAGUGAAUCUGAUUCUGCUGGCUCGAACAGCAGCAACAGUUUUCACAGCAGUAUUGAUGAUGACAAACACUUUGACGACAUCAUUUUGCCGUUUGAAAGACACAAAAAACUUGCCAAGCCACUGCCACUCUGUAGCUUCUGUCUAGGGCCAGCAGAGAAAAACAGGGACGGCAAAUUUGAAGAACUCAUCUCAUGUGCAACUUGUGGUAGUAGUGGUCAUCCAACAUGUCUCAAAUUUGCGCCCGAACUGGCAUUGAAAGUGAGAAGAUUGCGAUGGCAGUGUAUAGACUGCAAAAGAUGUUCGUUUUGUGGGAAGUCUGGAAAAGAGGACAAUAUGCUCUUCUGUGAUGCCUGUGAUAGGGGAUAUCAUAUGCAGUGUUGUGAUCCACCUUUGAACAAAGCUCCAAAAGGGGCAUGGAGCUGCAACAUAUGUGAUCCAAAUAGGGGUAACAAGAAAGGGAAAAAGUUCCUUGAAAUGGCAGCACGAUAUACACAGCGGCUGAGGGCCAAAGAAAAGGCAGCUAAACUUGAAAAGGCAAAGGCAGUCCUCAAUGCUGCAAGAAAGCAAUAUGAAUCUGUGACUUCUGGGAAGGGCCUACCUCGAGGGCGGCGUCCAAAGCACAGAAUUCCUGGUACUACUUCCAUGUCCUCAUCAUUGUUGAUGGCUACAACAGGGAAUAAUGUUCAUCUGAAACACUACAGGUCCCUGGAAAAUGGUCACAGCAGCAGAGAGGACAAGGAAAACACAAGGGCAGCAGCAUCAACGGCAGAAAAUGGCAAUCAUAGCUCCUCCUCAUCCUCAUGUGAGUCAGACAGUGAUGAGGACUUGAGCAUCUUACAACCUUUCAUGGCUGUCAACAAACCUAAGGGCUUAAUAGAUGGCCUAUCACGCUUCUUUACUCCGUCUAACAAGAGAAAAUCUCGAGUCUCACUUAGUUCUUUAGAAGCUGACUUGGCAGCUCUAGUGUCUAAGCCAAAACCUGGUCGACCCAGCAAAUCGCGACAGGCUGCAAAAAAAUUGUUGAAAAAGUCCAAACUUUUACAAGUGAAUAAAAGACGCAGAUUUCAUAACUGCCCACCAGGUAGUGGUCAGCUUAAGGGCCUUUUUGAUGGCCUUUCACACCUGUUUACUGCACAGGGGGAUAGGAAGCGUAACUUUCCAAUUUACACACCACCAAGGGGCAUGCAAAAGCUCUUGUCAAUACAGACUAGUACACCUAUUCAAGACCCUUUCUUGGAUAUUGAGAUUGAUAAACCAGACAAUCCCUUUGAAUUUACUGGCAUAGAGAGCCCUGUAAUUCUCCCACCUAUCAGGGGUAGGGGAAGGGGAAUUCACAAACCUGACUGGAGUGACUUAGGAUUUCUCUCGACGUCCCUCAACAAGCACAAAGGACGAGGACGAGGGGUUUCCACGCCAACCGAAACCUCUAUUGGCAGAGGGCGGGGGCGAGGCCGUGGACAGAAAAAGGACAAGGAGAGCUCUGCAGCCCCCCUGCCUCACUUGGUGACUGAGGGUGACAUUGAUCUGUUCAAGCAGGCGCAGGAAAAGGCACAGCAGUCGCUCGGACAAGUGAGUUGGCCCGGCGGCUAUGGUCACAAGAGCUCCAACACAGGAGAUGCUCCGUCCGAACCUCAACACCGAUUUCCACCAUGUAUUGAAUUUGGGAAAUAUGAGAUACAAACAUGGUACUCAUCUCCCUACCCACAAGAAUAUGCCAGGUUACCAAAGUUGUACAUAUGUGAAUUUUGUCUGAAAUAUAUGAAGAGUAGAAGCAUUCUCCAAAGACACAUGAGCAAGUGUGGCCUCCACCAUCCUCCAGCCAAUGAGAUCUACAGAAAAGGAGAUCUCUCUGUGUUCGAGGUGGAUGGCAAUGUCAGCAAAAUAUACUGUCAGAACCUGUGUCUACUAGCCAAGCUGUUCCUCGACCACAAGACGUUAUACUACGAUGUAGAACCAUUCCUCUUCUAUGUACUUACGCACAAUGACGACACCGGAUGUCAUCUGGUGGGCUACUUCUCAAAGGAGAAGCACUGCCAACAGAAGUACAAUGUAUCCUGUAUCAUGACAAUGCCACAGCACCAGCGGAAGGGAUAUGGCAGAUUUCUCAUUGAAUUUAGUUACCUACUGUCAAGGAUUGAAGGUCAACCUGGCUCCCCAGAGAAGCCACUGUCAGACUUGGGAAAAGUCAGCUACAUGGCAUAUUGGCGCAGCAUCAUCAUUGAAUACAUGCACAAGGUGGCCGACGAUAAAAUAACCAUCAAAGCUAUCAGUCGUUCUACUGGGAUGUGUCCUCAUGAUGUUGCUGGAACCCUGCAGCAGCUGACCUUCAUGAUCAAGAAAGAUGGAAAAAUUGUCAUAUCUGUGAAUCGCAAGAAGAUCCAAGAAUACAUGGAUAAACUGAAGUUAAAAGCACACCAACGUCUUGAGCUAGAUGCUGAGUGCCUACGCUGGACUCCUUUAAUAUCAAAUCAAACUCUAUUGGAAGAAGAGAAACGUGCUGAGAAAGAGGUGGGUCCAAGGUUCCGUCUGCCAUUUGGAGCUCCUACAACUUCUAGAUACUUUCGGUUACGAGAGAUGAGUGAAGUGGUCAACAGCAUAGCAGAAGACCGACGCCAGCUGCUAGAAGAUUCAAAGCUCAGUCCUGUAAAAGAGGACCCAAUCAAAAAGGUUGGCAAGAAGCCAGGGAGAAAAAGGCUGAACAGCUUCAAGUCUCCUGAGCCAGAACCCAAGAGAUCUCGGAAGAGUCUUAUGACAGAAAUCAGCAACAGCUACCUUGAAGAUAAACUGAAGAGUGUUCCUAAAACCGAAGACAAUCUAAAUGGCAACAAUUGUAAUAAAAUGUCAAACAAGACUCUAAAGAAAGAAAUCAAAGGAAGACCUGAGAUCACACUUCGAAGAAAUGGACAUAUUGUAGCAGAACAUGUUGUUCAGAAGAGGCGAAAGAGGAAAGGUGGCUGGCCAAAAGGAGUUCCCCGUGGCUCGCCUGUGAAGAAAGACCCGGUGGUACGUCGAGGCCGGCCAGGCAGACCACGAAAGCUUCGCCACAGAACCCUGGUGGAAUCUCAAGUCUCAGGUGCAGAAGAAAGUGAUGGCCCAUCAUCCCCAGUGGAUCCAAAAUUGGAAAACAAAAGUGAUACUGAGGAGGAAGAGCCUGAGACAAAACGUGAAGAAGAGGAGGAUGUUGAUGAUGAGGUGACCAUCAAUGGAGAUGUCAGUAAGUUGACAGAUGGUAGUGAUGGGGAGGAGAUGGACAUGGAUAUCACAAACACUUCUGUACAGAAUUCAGUGUCACCUGACAAGACGGUGUCUGUGAACAGCACUGCAGACUCGGGUAGACAGAGCAAGAGUGAUGAUGUGGCUGACUGUGAUGACAACAAUGAAGAGAAAGACAGUAAGAGUGACGAUUCAUCGUCAUCAUCAUCGUCGUCGUCUGAUACUGACAGUAGUGAUGAUGAUGAAGAUGAUGAUGAUGAGGAGGAGGAGGACGAAAGUCAGGAGGAAGAUGAGAAGAAGUGUAGUGAGGUUGAUACAGAGGUAUCUGUUAAGGCCCCAAUUGAAAGUGAGAAAGUGGUGAAAUCUGUUGAUAUUCAUACCAAUGGAGUUGACACCGUAAGGGAAAAAGAGAAUGGGGAAACAGUUGAAAGUGCUAUUAAAAGUGAUGAUGAUGAAGAUGAUGAUGAGGAAGAGGACGAUGAUGAUGAUGAAGAGGAGGAGGAAGAAGAUGAGGAGGAGGAAAGUGAAGAAAGUGAGAAAGAGGAGACUGUAAGUUCACCCAAAAAUGUUCCAAAAUUGGAGUCUCCAGCAAGUCUGGAACAGGAAAGAGAAACAUUACCCAGUGAGUCUUCAGGUCCACCUGAGCCAAGUCCAGCCAUUGAACCUACAGAAUGUGUGUCUGAUUCAAAUAGUGAUGAUGGGCCCCCUGCCCCACUCACGCCACAAGUGCCAACUCCACGGCCUAUGUCUCCUAACGUACCCAUGCCAAGCCCAGGUGCCAACCCAGACUCUGAGCCAGAGCCUGAGCAAUUGCCUAUGCAUGAGCCAGAGCCACGGCCACCCACUCCGCGCCAAGAAGAGCCAGUGAUUCAGGAGAGCAAACAACCAGAGACUCCCCCAUCUCCACAAGUACCAACACCAGUUCCUGCAGCAGCAGCAGCUGAAACCCCAAUAGCAACAUCUGCUUCAACUAAUUCCUCUGUGGAACACACACCAGAAACAGCAGACAUACCCAGUGAUGAUAAUUUCCAGGAUAUUAGUAGUGAUACCACUGUGCAGGAUACUCUCAGUGCCUCUAAUAACUUUGAGGAAGCUCUUGCACAGGAACUGAGGAACAAUUAUGAACAAAUUGACAACAGUGCAACAGGUAGCAUUGCAACCGAGCAAAUGGCUCAGCGUGACAUGAGCAUGAACAAUGUACAGCCCCCAACCCCGAACCAUCCAAGCCAGACCUGUAGUAGUGUGGGACCUGUGUUUUCACCCCAGAAUACGCAGAUCAAUAACAUGCCUAAUACCAAUCUAGGCAACAAUGGAUUUAAUACAGUUGAUAUAGAUGUGACACAGUUAGGUCUUGAGUCCCCUACAUCGAUUAGUAGUAAUGAGAUGGCCAACAACUCAGUUGAAUCUGCUCCCACCCCUAAUUAUUCUGAUUGUGCACAAGCACAGAUGCCCCCAACCCAGAUGCCUCAACCACAGCAGCUACCCCCUGCAACGCCACAGCAACAACAGCAGCAGAGCUGUGCGCAGGUUCAGAGUUGUGCUCAGUUGCCACAGAAUUGUUGUAUUCAAGCCCAGCAGUCGUACUGCAAUAACCAAAGUCGUGUGACUCGAUUCAUGGACACUGUUCAACAUCACCCAAUGCAGAUGCCUGUAAGUACAGGAACGUACCUUCCACCACCAGCUACAAGCUCUGUGGUAUACGGGUCAUCUGGUUCAAGUUACAGUCCUAGUAUGCUACCCCAGAAUACCCACAGACUGGUUCACAAUAAUACUCCUUGUGGAGGACAACAGAACACGGGCAACUACCAGAAUCCAAAUAGCUGUAGUUUGUCCAAAUUACAGCAAAUGACUGCUAAUAUGAUGGACUUGAUGCAUGAAAAUACCAUGACCCCGCCACCCAAUCUGACCCCUCCACCUCAUACCAUGACCCCACCUCCGGCCAUGAUCCGCUCCAUGGCAACUCCGCCCAUUCCCAAUCUUCAGCCACAACUUCAACUUCAGCCUCAACAGUGUAGCAAGUAUCCAAGGAGCAGACAAACCACACGUAAACCUCAAAGUGCUAACCCUAAUGUGACUGUAAACCCCAGUGUGCCGUUCACUCCAAACGUGACAAUUCAGCCAGGGUCUGGUAUGCUUCCCCGGUACAAUAUGAACAUGUUCAAUAGUUAUCGUCAACCAAUGAUAAAUCAUGGUUAUAUUCCCAACCAUGGUUUCUUGAACCAACCUCAACUGCCAAUGCAGGUUGGGAUGAUGAACAUGCACCCUGCAGCCCAGCAACCCUUCCAGCAACAAAUGCAGCAGUCCCAGUCCAACAACCCCAUGUACGCUUACAGCUAUAUGACUGCUCCAUCACUCAACAUGAACAAUGUUAACCCUGUCAUGCGGAGGUAGUACUUGCCCCACUGACAUACAACACAUGCCAUAAAACUUUCAUUGCAUUUCAUUUUGUGUAUAUAUAUCAGAGAGUUUGCUCAUUUUCACCCAUUUUCAUUGUUUGCAUUUGUUCAGGUGCAAAGUGUUAAACUAAUUUAUGCCGUGAUGGAUCACAAGAUGAUAGUGACAUUUGUGACAAGUGAUCAAAGAUCUCAGACAUGAGAUAGUGAGUGCUAUGUUCAAUAAGUGGAGAUUACUACACCCAGCAGAACAAGAUAAUCAUUGUUUCGUAGACAUGGUUUGGACAUUUUGUCCUAGUCAUGCUGUACAUUUGACUUAAAAAGUUCACCUUCUGAACACAGGGACAUCCCGAGUGUCUAUUUUACUAGAUGUCUCAGGUUUUUCUUACUUAGAGGUCAACUGUUGUACAGUUUUUAUUAUUUCACCUUCCAUUGAUAACUGUGAGGUCGUAUUUGUCUGAUGGUAUAUUUUUGUCUAGAUUGUAAAGAUCUUUAAAAAAAAUGUGCAUUGUGCAUUUUGAAUAAAUUAUAACUUAAUUCUA